Molecule: messenger RNA, 935 nt
Organism: Pieris brassicae (large cabbage white)
Lineage: Eukaryota; Metazoa; Arthropoda; Insecta; Lepidoptera; Pieridae
Product: NADH dehydrogenase [ubiquinone] 1 alpha subcomplex assembly factor 3
Exons: 6
Coding region: 89-679 (196 amino acids)
Biological process (GO): mitochondrial respiratory chain complex I assembly
Cellular component (GO): mitochondrial inner membrane
Source: RefSeq, a predicted model, not a curated record
GUCAUCUAUGUCAAUAUGUGAUUAGCGCACUAGGUUUUAAUUUUUAUGUAAACCAUUUAAACUAAUUAAUUAGUUAAACCAUUAAGACAUGUUAAUUCAAAGGGUUCGACCCCUCUUUGGGGCUAUUUUAAAAUCUUCCUUUCAAGUGGAUUCUAAAUAUUUGUCACGCUCUAGCAUAGUAUACCAUAAAGCAGCAUAUGAGGGUGAUGGCAAGACAACAGUGCGUAUUAUCAAUCAGGAUCCCGAUCUCGGGCUCAUUAUAGACUCAUACGGCUCAUUUGGCUUUCGUCUCAACAAUGGUCUUACUGUACUGGGACCUAUGGCUAUAUUUCCAAGGACUGUCCUAUCUUGGCAAAUUCAUAGUUCAGACAACAUCACAGCCGAUUCACUCACAUUGUUCAGAUUGCUGGAACCUAAAGUGGAUCUUGUGAUAAUAGGACUUGAAACAAAAGAUCGUAAAGUGUUAAACUCAGUGUUCCGAGCAAGUCGUGAAGCAAAACUGAAUGUGGAGAUUUUAGCAACUGAACAUGCCUGUGCAACCUUUAACUUUCUUAAUGCGGAAAGCAGGUCAAUAGCAGGUGCUUUGAUCCCACCAUUGCACAUUGAAGUGAAUGAAGACGACAUGCUCAACAGCAAACUGCACUACGGGAACCUGUACAACCGUCGGGAUGACUUAUAGACAAAUUGUAUUUGUCCAUAAGUAAAUGUGGUCAUAUGUUUUGUAUGGUUUCACAUUUAUUUCCUGUUAUUUUCAUAAUAGAACCCUAAAGUCAAUGUAAAGUUAUAUGUUAUAUAUUCCCUCCGUCGCCGAUAGAUGGCGCCUUUUAAAAUAACGUUUACUAUUGUUUCCUAGCAUUCAAUAUGUUUUAGUUUUAUUUGUUAAGCUUUAGGUGAUUGUAUAAAAUUAAAAUGUAAAUAUAGUUUCCUGCAACUUA